This is a messenger RNA of Drosophila innubila, 1105 nucleotides long. Its product is annotated as cathepsin L1-like. Lineage: Eukaryota; Metazoa; Arthropoda; Insecta; Diptera; Drosophilidae. The record is from RefSeq and is a predicted model, not a curated record. Bases 27 to 1022 code for a protein of 331 amino acids. The transcript has a single exon. Gene Ontology annotation, molecular function: cysteine-type endopeptidase activity. Gene Ontology annotation, cellular component: lysosome. Gene Ontology annotation, biological process: immune response.
UUCAGUAAGCUUCAACCUCAUUCAAAAUGAAGGUAGCUCUAUUAUUUUUGGCCCUGAUCGGAGUCACCCAGGCAUCGGGUCUAUCGAGCUACUUAGGACAGUAUGAGUCCUUUAAAGUAGAGUAUAAUAAAGUCGACAAGGAUUUCAGGGAGGAGCGAGAGCGCCUGUUUGUUUUUCUGAACAACAUGCAGACUAUUACUGAACACAAUAAACGUUAUGCAGCCAAAAAGGAGACCUACGAAAUGGGGGUGAAUCAAUUUACGGAUCUGCGACCCGAGGAAUUCGAAAGACUUAUGCUCUCAAGCAUCAAUGUCACUGACUUGGAAUCUGACAUCGAUUACACUUUUAGUGCUUCCGAAAAUGUAUCCAAUCCGACUAGUAUUGACUGGCGUGCCAGGGGUGCAGUUACCCCUGUCAAGAACCAGGGCUCCUGUGGCUCCUGUUGGGCUUUCUCUGCAACCGGUGCCCUGGAGGGUCAUCACUUCAUUAAGACCCGUCAGUUGGUAUCCCUCUCCGAACAGAAUUUGGUGGACUGCACCAGAGGGUCUCCUUACAAUAACCAAGGCUGCAGAGGAGGCUGGCCAUCUAGCGCGUUGACCUAUGUUAAGAACAACGGUGGCAUAAAUACCGAGAAAUCGUACCCCUAUGUAGGUAAGGACAUGAGGUGCCGCUUCGAUAAAAACAACAUUGGGGCCAAGGUCGUUCGUGUUGUCGGAAUUAAAAGUAGUGAUGAAUCGCAAUUGACCAAAGCAGUUGCCGAAAAGGGUCCAAUUUCUGUGGCUGUCGAUGCAAGAUUAUUUCAACAUUAUAGAGGUGGCGUCUUUAAUCAAGCGUCGUGUAUUGGACGUGUGAACCAUGCUGUUCUUGUCGUUGGCUACGGUUCCGAUAAAAACGGAGGCGACUACUGGAUAGUUAAGAACUCCUGGGGAACGAAUUGGGGAGAAAAUGGAUACAUUCGCAUGGCUCGCAAUCGGAGAAAUCAGUGUAAAAUUGCCAGCUAUGCAGUUUACCCCGUGGCUUAAAGAGCUUUUCAAUCAACAUAAUUUCAUCAUUUAAAAAAGAAUUGUAAACUUCUAAAUAUAUAAACUAUAUAUGCAAUUGAGAA